Bufo gargarizans (Asiatic toad) is the source of this 1839-nucleotide messenger RNA. Its product is annotated as oocyte zinc finger protein XlCOF6.1-like. Lineage: Eukaryota; Metazoa; Chordata; Amphibia; Anura; Bufonidae. Gene Ontology annotation, biological process: regulation of immune system process; regulation of cytokine production; negative regulation of transcription by RNA polymerase II. The transcript is spliced from 3 exons. The record is from RefSeq and is a predicted model, not a curated record. Bases 1 to 1200 code for a protein of 399 amino acids.
AUGGCCCUGCACAAGGUACAUAAACAAGAAGAAAAUGAUGCACGCAGGCUAUAUGACAAAGAGAUGAGAUGCAUGGAGAUUUUGGAGUCCCUACAGAAGGAGAAUGCCCCGUGUAAGAGUGAGGAGGAGGAGGACAUUCCAGGAGAUGUCACUACAGAAAAUCCCAGCAAGAAUUCUGAGGAAAAAGUUUUGUUAUCACUAAAGGAUGAAGAUAUCCUGCAGCGCUCUUCAGGAGAAAACAUCAUUACCCUUAAUGUACAUCCAGGACUUCACAGUACAGAUAUAUCCUAUAAUCCUCCUAAUCACGAGGGACCUUCUCCUGACCAAUCACAGAUUGUUAACAGAAGUACAAGUCAGAAAGGGGGUGAAAGGUUUCACGUUGGUAUAGAGUCCACAAAAAGCUCAAGUCUUUUUACACACAGAGGAAUUCACACAUUAGAGAAGCCACAUUCAUAUUCAGAAUGUGGGAAAUAUUUUACACACAAAUCAACUCUUGUUACACAUUCAAGAAGUCACACAGGUCAGAAGCCAUAUUCAUGUUCAGAAUGUGGGAAAUGUUUUACAGACAAAUCAACUCUUGUUAUACAUGAGAGAAGACACACAGGAGAGAAACCAUAUUCAUGUCCAGAAUGUGGGAAGUGUUUUUCAAAUAAUUCAAAACUUGUUACACAUCUGAGAAUUCACACAGGAGAGAAGCCAUAUUCAUGUACAGAAUGUGGGAAAUGUUUUGCACAAAGAUCUAAUCUUGUUACACAUCAGAAAAACCACACAGGAGAUAAGAUAUAUUCAUGUUUAGAAUGUGGGAAAUGUUUUAAAUAUAAAUCUUUUCUUGUUAUGCAUGAGAGAAUUCACACAGGAGAGAAACCAUAUUUAUGUUCAGAAUGUGGGAAAUGUUUUGCAGGAAAAUCAUAUCUUUCUUCACACAAAAGAAUUCACACAGGAGAGAAACCAUAUUCAUGUUCAGAAUGUGGGAAAUGUUUUACACAAAAAUUAGAUCUUGUUAAUCAUGAGAGAAUUCAUACAGGAGAGAAGCCAUAUUCAUGUUCAGAAUGUGGGAAAUGUUUUACAUGGAAAUCAUAUCUUGUUAAGCAUGAGAGAAUUCACACAGGAGAGAAGCCAUAUUCAUGUUCAGAAUGUGGGAAAUGUUUUACACAAAAAUCACAUCUUCUUACACAUGAGAGAUGUCACACAGGAGAGUAGCCAUAUGCAUAUUCAGAAUGUGGGAAAUAUUUUACACAUAAGUCACAGCUUGUUACAAAUUCAAGAAAUCACACAAGAGAGAAGGCAUAUUCAUGUUCAGAAUAUGGGAAAUGUUUUACACAAAAAUUAUAUCUUGUUAAUCAAGAGAGAAUUCACACAGGAGAGAAGCCAUAUUCACGUUCAGAAUGUGGGAAAUGUUUUACAUGGAAAUCAGAUUUUGUUACACAUAGAGAAGUCGUAUUAAUGUUCAGAAUGUGGAAAAUGUUUUAAAGAUAAAUCAAAUCUUGUUACACAAGAGAAUUCACAUAGGAGAGAAACCAUAUUUAUGUUCGGAAUGUGGGAAAUGUUGUACCCAAAUAUCAAAUCUUUUGGCAUAUAAAAGAAUUCACACAGGAGAGAAACAUUUUAACAUAAUUUAACAUAUUAGGUUAUUCAUGGGCCUUAAAAAGUCAAUAAGAAUAUUUUUUUUGGGGGGGCUAUUAUCUUGGAUUUCUUGUUUGGUGCAAAUAAAUAAUGAAAGUUUUUGAAGACAAGGAGUGCCGCAGUUUUUUCUAAUAUUGGCAAUUGGGAGUGCAGCAGGCCGGGACUCAACACUGCAGGCACCGCCACCGAAUGGUCCUUUUUGAAAAAUCUCAGUGA